Messenger RNA from Drosophila montana, 2340 nucleotides. It is a transcript of the gene fd3F, whose product is annotated as forkhead domain 3F. Gene Ontology annotation, molecular function: RNA polymerase II cis-regulatory region sequence-specific DNA binding; DNA-binding transcription factor activity, RNA polymerase II-specific. The record is from RefSeq and is a predicted model, not a curated record. The coding region runs from base 30 to 2213 and encodes 727 amino acids. The transcript has 5 exons. NCBI's taxonomy places the organism in Eukaryota, Metazoa, Arthropoda, Insecta, Diptera, Drosophilidae. Gene Ontology annotation, biological process: cell differentiation; regulation of transcription by RNA polymerase II; anatomical structure morphogenesis.
AACAAAUUCGGAAAUAUUUUUGAGCAAAUAUGAUUGUCAAUAUGCCCGUCAAUGGGCCGAACAGCAGCGCGGCUCAGUCGCAUCCCAGUGCCAGCAACAAUAACAACAACAACAACAACAACAACAACAACUGCAACAACAACUGCAACAACAACAACAACAACUGCAACUCGCUGCAAUCGCCGUGCGAAUUCAAUUACCUGAAACGCAAAUACGAGACGCAGCUGGAGCAGCAGCCGCUGGAGCCGUACGAACAGCUCGCGGCGAAUCCGUGGAAGAAGCGUCAUCUCGACUACGAUGCCGGCGGCGAUAUGUGCUUCCAGCUGCAGCUGGACACGAGCAGCGCAGCCACAUCGAGCGGCGCCGCCUCCUUCAUCAACGAUCUGUUCGCCUACGACAGCAGCCUUCUGGUGCCCGCCGCCUCCUACUGUGCGCCGCCCAGUGCCCCGUUGGAGGCCGAUGCCGGUGGCUGGCAGACGGGCGAGCUGCUCGAGCUGGAUCAUCGCUACAAUUCCGGACUGCAGGCGGACUUCUCCCAGCUGAAUGCGACGCUGCCGCCGCCACCGCCCCAGCAGCAGCAGGAGCUGCAACCACAGCAGCAGCAGGAUCAGAGACAGCAACAGCAGCAGCAGCAGCAACAGCAGCUGGAGAUGGUGUCCAGUGCCAGCUUUUUGGUGCCCAUUCCGCAGAAGACACAGCCGGCCCAGGUCGGCUGUCGGCCCGUGGCUUGUGGCAGACGCUCUUCGCCGGCGGCCAGCGAAUCGGAGGCGGAUUUCGAGGACAAGAAUCUGUCCUGGCUGUUGAAUUUCAAGUUCGAUGAGUUUCCGCAUCUGUCGCCGGAUGUUGGCGGCGUUGCCCGGCUGGGCAAUGGACCCGGUGUUGGCCUGGAGGCGGCCACGCCCACAGCGACUGCUCACAUGUCGAACGCAUCGCCCUGCAGCUCGACAUCACCCGCAUCCGCAUCCGCAAGCACAUCCAACUCGAGCCAGUCGCUCAGCUGCCACACAACGCAGCUGGAGCCGCGCGGACGCUGCUCGCCCAAGAGCUGCACAUCCCCGUCAAACACAACGACAGCAACAGGAGCAACAGGAGCAACAACAACAAUAACGACACCGACCAGAACUGGCCGCAAGUUCGAGGAGCUGGUCAUGGAGGUCACCUCUGAGAUGGAUGGCAACGAUAUGAUUGUGGCCGAGCAUGUCGUCAUCGAGGAUACAACGUCCAAGGCGCCAAAGAAACCACCGUUUACAUACACGGAACUCAUCGAAUACGCCCUCGAGGACAAGGGUGAGCUGACGGUGUCGGGCAUAUACCAAUGGAUAUCCGAUCGCUUUCCCUACUACAAGUCGAACGACGAUCGCUGGAAGAACUCGGUGCGGCACAAUCUGUCCAUCAAUCCGCACUUCCGCAAGGGCGUCAAGGCGCCCCAAGGCGCCGGCCACCUGUGGGCCAUAUCCAGCGGCGACUCCGCGGAGAAUGUGCUCGCCUGGGAGCAUAAAAAGCAACGCUUGGAUUUGUUCUUCAAAAUGGAAUCGAUCAAUCGCGAGCGCAUUCAACAGCAUCAGCAGCAAAUGCAGCAGCAGCAACAGCAACAGCAGCAGCAACAGCAGCAGCAGCAGCAACAGCAGCAGCAGCAGCAAUUGCAGCAACAGCAGCAACAUUGCCAGUCGCCGCAGCAGCAGCAGCAGCAGCAAUCGAAUUGCCUUUACGAUGAGGCAGCUGCAGCUGCUGCGGCGCUGACGCAGGAGAUGCUGCAGCAGGCGCCGAGCGAGGCGUCGCCCACGUCGCAGGCCCAUCCGCAGCGCCUGUUGCCCUUCGGCGAUCUGCUGAGCGACGAGGAGCUGCGCAAGACGGCGGGCCAGAUACUGAAUGGCAUCCAUCGGGAGGUGGAGGUGCAGUCGGUUAACUCCAUCAUCAGCACCUACCAGGACGUGCUGCUCGACAAUGACUAUCUCAAUCCCAUACACAAGGACGUCGCGGUCACCGAGAGCGGACUGCGCCAGCACCAACAACAGCAGCACCAACAGCAACAGCAGCAGCAGCAGCAGCAUUCGCUCAGCCACUCGCAGUACUACAUCACCGAAAUCGAUCCCAUGGAGCUGGGCAUACAGAUGUCGCACCAGGUGGAGCCGUCCGAGGAGGAGGUGCUCUUCAGCGACGACUUCAAUCUCAACUACUUUGGCUAUAAUCCCGGCAGCGAUAUUGUCGCUUGACCGCGCAAGCAGCAGGCGACGCAGUUGCUGCCAGUUGCGGAACUAGUUCCGGAACCAGUUCAGCUGCAGGGGAGCAAUCGGAGUACUCAUAAGCCAAUUAUAAACCAAUACUAGUCACACUUACCAA